Molecule: messenger RNA, 828 nt
Organism: Monoraphidium neglectum
Lineage: Eukaryota; Viridiplantae; Chlorophyta; Chlorophyceae; Sphaeropleales; Selenastraceae
Product: 60S ribosomal protein L7a
Exons: 5
Coding region: 1-828 (275 amino acids)
Biological process (GO): ribosome biogenesis
Cellular component (GO): ribonucleoprotein complex
Source: RefSeq, a predicted model, not a curated record
AUGCCACGAGUGCCGCCGCUGGCUGCUUGCUGCGGCAGCACAGGCGGCCAUCGCGCUCCCAAGAAGAAGGUCGCGGCCGCGCCCCUGGCGACCAAGAAGGUCGUGAAGAAGGAGACCAACCCGCUCUAUGAGAAGCGGCCGAGGACCUUCGGCCUGGGCGGCGCGCCCCCGCCGACCGGCGACCUGCACCGCUUCGUCAAGUGGCCCAAGUACGUGCGCCUGCAGCGCCAGCGCCGCGUGCUGUCGAUGCGCCUCAAGGUGCCGCCGGCCCUGAACCGCUUCGUGACCCGCCACGUGGACAAGAGCCAGGCCGAGGCGCUGUUUAAGCUGCUGCUCAAGUACCGCCCUGAGGACCGCAAGGAGAAGCGCGAGCGCCUCAAGGCCGAGGCCGAGGCGCGCGCCGGCGGCAAGGAGCCUGACAAGAAGAAGCCCCUGGUGGUCAAGUACGGCCUCAACCACAUCACCACGCUGAUCGAGAGCGGCAAGGCGCAGCUGGUGGUGAUCGCGCACGACGUCGACCCCAUCGAGCUGGUGGUCUGGCUGCCCGCGCUCUGCCGCAAGGCCGGCGUGCCCUACGCCAUCGUGAAGGGCAAGGCGCGCCUGGGCGCGAUCGUGCACAAGAAGACGGCGGCGGCGCUGGCGGUGACGGCGGUCAAGAGCGAGGACCAGCGCGAGUUCGGCAAGCUGGUGGAGAGCUUCAAGGCGCAGUUCAACGAGGGCACGCGCGUCACCUGGGGCGGCGGCAUCAUGGGCAUCAAGUCGCAGCACAAGCAGAAGGCCAAGGAGCGGAUCCUGGCCAAGGAGCUCGCGCAGCGCGCGGCCGUCUAA